Molecule: messenger RNA, 843 nt
Organism: Haliotis rubra (blacklip abalone)
Lineage: Eukaryota; Metazoa; Mollusca; Gastropoda; Lepetellida; Haliotidae
Product: N-glycosidase Npun_R5314-like
Exons: 3
Coding region: 52-726 (224 amino acids)
Source: RefSeq, a predicted model, not a curated record
UAUUUAUAAACACUUCCGGGAUUGCAACGAAAUCACGAACUAAAAUGAUUCAUGUAUAACACUGCGUUGCGAAAUCUAUUUCUUUGUACAAAUGGGUAUAUAAAAAGUGACGUUUGCUUUCCAUUCCGAACGUCGUUAGCGAUGUCGACUGCAGACAUGAACCCUACUAACGAAAAACAGUGUGCCAGCCCAAAGGCUGAGGAAAGCACUCGGGGAGCAACAUCUCUCGAAGAAGCAAAACAAAAAUACGAAUUCUUCUGGAAAAUUCAUUCUCCCUUCAGUCAGUGGUACCCAGCAAGUUUCGAGGUGAAUGGUCAGAAGUACAACUGUGCUGAGCAGUACAUGAUGUACCAGAAAGCAGUGCUGUUUGCUGAUGAGGAAAAUGCUGCAAAAGUUCUCAAGACACAGGAUCCUAAACAACAGAAGUCCCUUGGUCGGAAAGUGAAGAACUGGGAUGAUAAAACAUGGAAGAAUAACUGCCACAGAAUCGUAGAGGAGGCGAAUGAAGCCAAGUUUGGUCAGAAUGAGGGCCUGAAGAAACAGUUAUUCGCGACAUACCCCAAGACUCUGGUAGAGGCCAGUCCGGUGGAUAUUAUAUGGGGGAUAGGGUACGCGGAGGACCACGUCAACGCCUGGGAUGAGAGGAGUUGGAGGGGGACCAACUACCUGGGGUUUGCCUUGACAAGGGUUAGGGAGAAACUGAUGAAGCAAGACGAACUCAAAUGAACAUUUACCAUAAUACCUCUGUAGUACCAUCUCUCAGCCACAUGCUUGCUGCAUGACGGACAACCAGCCCUAGAUCAUGGUGACCAUGGUGACAAGCGUGUUUCAAAGUGUUGCUAG